UCUCUCUCUAUCACACACACUUUCUUUUCUUCCUCCCCCUCUAUUGGUUGUGAUUGUGAGUGAGUGUUGUUUCUACGUCUCUGUAGAGAGGUAGAGAAUAGAAGAGAAGAGAAGAAAGAAACAAGGGGAAUCACAUUGUUCUUGUGCACGUGCUCAUGCAGGCGUAGCCUCCUUAUAAUAAAUCUUCUUUCUUUUUUACUUCUUUCCUAUUUUUGGUUUAUUUUUUUGUUUCUUCAUUUCUGUGUUCUUGUUCUGACUUAGAAAAAAACACACUCCCCUCCACCUGUUUGUAGAAAGUCUCAAAUCAAACCAAAGCACCCUUUUUUGCUUCUCUUUGGGGGAUUUUCAGAUUGGAUUGAAUUGAAUUGAAUUAAAUUGAGCUGUUCAUCAAGGAAAGAAAAGAAGAAUGGGAACUAGUGUUGGGAGGUUUCUAAUGAUGUUGCAGAAUGAAGGGGCAGUUGGAAGUGGAGGAGGUGAAUCAGUGUUAGACUCAAUCAAGAUUGCAGUGUUACCAAUAGCAAAGGUGUUCACCAUGUGCUUUUUGGGGUUCCUCAUGGCUUCAAAGUAUGUUAACAUCUUACCUGCUUCUGGGAGGAAGCUCUUGAAUGGGCUUGUCUUUACACUAUUGCUACCCUGCUUGAUAUUCUCUCAAUUGGGACAAGCUGUUACCCUGGAGAAGAUGCUAGCCUGGUGGUUUAUUCCAGUCAAUGUUGUGCUGAGUAGCAUAUCAGGCUCAAUAAUUGGUUUUAUUGUCGCCUCCAUCAUCCGCCCCCCAUACCCUUUCUUCAAGUUUACAAUUGUACAUAUUGGAAUAGGGAAUAUUGGGAACGUGCCGCUUGUCCUGAUUGCUGCUUUAUGUCGAGACACAUCCAAUCCUUUUGGUGACACUGAAAAAUGCAGCACAGAUGGAACUGCCUAUAUAUCAUUUGGCCAGUGGGUUGGUGCUAUCAUCCUAUACACGUAUGUAUUUAAUAUGUUGGCUCCUCCUCCAGAAGGCACAUUUGACAUUGAUAAUGAAAGCCUUCCACUGAAGGGUGCUCCAAAUAAUGAUGCCUCACCUGAACAAAAUCAACGAACAACUCCAUUGCUUGCUCCAAAGGAGGAGGAAACCCAAAAGGAAGAGGUCAUUUUGACAGCAUCAAAUGCUUCAAGGGAAUGGAAGAUUAAAGAUAUUUGGGCAUUUCUUUAUGAGAAGUUGAAGCUUAAGCAAAUUAUUCAACCCCCUAUCAUCGCAUCGAUUCUGGCCAUGGUACUUGGUGCAGUCCCAUUUCUCAAGAAACUCAUCUUUACACCUGAUGCCCCAUUAUUCUUCUUCACUGACAGCUGCAUGAUACUUGGGGAGGCCAUGAUUCCGUGCAUUUUGUUGGCACUGGGAGGAAACCUUGUUGAUGGACCUGGAAGUUCAAAACUUGGUUUUCGGACAACUGCUGCUAUCAUUUUUGGGCGGCUGGUUUUAGUGCCUCCCGUUGGACUUGCCAUUGUAAUGACGGCUGACAGGCUUGGUUUUCUGCCACCUGAUGAUAAAAUGUUUCGGUUUGUCCUACUCAUUCAGCAUUCAAUGCCAACAUCAGUUCUUUCAGGUGCCGUUGCUAAUCUAAGAGGCUGUGGAAGGGAAGCAGCUGCAGUAUUGUUCUGGGUCCAUAUCUUUGCAGUAUUCUCAAUGGCUGCAUGGACUAUUCUAUACAUAAACAUACUCUUCUAACAUCAGAGUUUGUGAUUAUUGCUUUUGCAAAAUUCAAUUCCAAUUUAUGUUGUCCAUAGGGAGGUUAUAGAUUAGUGGAUAAAUAACAGUAUUCCAUUGAACAGAAGGAUCUUCCUCAAAAGAAAUGAAAAAAAAAAAAAUUCUUAACCGAUGAAAGCUGGACAUAAGGUAUCUAUUCACAUGCCAUGCUUGGAUGGGGCCAUUUUAUUUCAUUGUUGAUUGCGUUUGUCAAAAAAAAAAAAAAGAAAAAAAAGAAAAACCACCUUGAGAAUUCUUAGUAUAGUA
Arachis stenosperma is the source of this 1987-nucleotide messenger RNA. Its product is annotated as protein PIN-LIKES 6. NCBI's taxonomy places the organism in Eukaryota, Viridiplantae, Streptophyta, Magnoliopsida, Fabales, Fabaceae. The record is from RefSeq and is a predicted model, not a curated record. The coding region runs from base 407 to 1702 and encodes 431 amino acids. Gene Ontology annotation, cellular component: membrane. The transcript is spliced from 10 exons. Gene Ontology annotation, biological process: endoplasmic reticulum to cytosol auxin transport.